AAAUAGACGAGCUUACUCUUCCAUUAUUUUAAAUUUUAAAAACCACUGUAGCAAAUAGCAAUAGCAAAAAUAAUUCAAACUCAUCCUUACCUCACCAAUUGUUUGUUCCUCAGUUGUCACUCCUCCCCCGCUUGCUUUUCUGUAGUUCUUCUUUGUCUUAAAGAAGAAGAAAUGAAGUUUCACAUACAUAGACAAUGAUAGUAGUAAUAAAAGUUAGCUAGCCGAGUCAACAAAAGCAGUGAAGCUUCUCUCUCACUACCAUUUUACUUCAAAGCAAAAUUCAAAAUCAAAUCCAUUUACAUUAUUGUUUCAUUCUUCUUCAAUCUUCAUCCAUACAAAUGUCUGUAACACAAAUGCAUCCGCAAGCGCGUCUACAUUGUUAAUGGCAUCAUCAUUAUCAUCAUCGUCAUCGAGAGGGCGAAGUAAUUCACCAUUUCACUACCAUAAACCUUCAACUCCUUACUCAUCAUCAUCUUCAUCUUCAUCUUCAUCAUCCAUCAUGAACAACGGUCGAAUGCUUCCACGAUCAUAUUCCUCAUCAAUGACUUCAUUUUAUGGCUCUGGAAAUAGCUACAAUUCCAGAUCCAUGACUCCAAGUCACAGUCGUUCCGAUUCGGUGUACUCACAAGGUUACGAAAAUCGGACCCCGGUUAGUUACCCAUCGGAAGAAGAGAUGAUUGAUGAACCACCUGAAAUGUCUAGAUCCGGUGAUAGUAUUUCUGUUACUGUUAGGUUUCGGCCAAUGAGUGAACGAGAGUAUCAGAAGGGCGAUGAAAUUGCGUGGUAUGCCGAUGGUGGUAAAACUGUGCGGAACGAGUAUAAUCCAGCUACAGCCUAUGCAUUUGAUAGAGUGUUUGGACCUCAAACAAGUACUCAGGAUGUUUAUGAAGUAGCGGCUCAACCUGUGGUUAAGGCUGCAAUGGAAGGCAUACAUGGCACAGUAUUUGCUUACGGAGUCACAAGUAGUGGAAAAACACACACUAUGCAUGGAGAUCACAGUUCUCCAGGCAUAAUUCCUUUGGCAAUAAAGGAUGUUUUUAGCAUCAUUCAAGAUACUCCUGGACGGGAAUUCUUACUUCGGGUGUCGUAUAUUGAAAUCUACAAUGAGGUUAUCAAUGAUUUGCUGGACCCUACUGGCCAGAAUUUGCGUGUCAGGGAAGAUGCACAGGGUACUUAUGUUGAGGGUAUAAAGGAGGAAGUUGUUUUGUCACCCGGCCAUGCUCUUUCGUUCAUUGCUGCUGGGGAAGAGCACCGUCAUGUUGGUUCAAAUAAUUUCAAUUUGUUCAGCAGCCGCAGUCACACAAUAUUUUCUUUGAUGAUUGAAAGUAGUGCCCAUGGUGAUGAGUAUGAUGGAGUGAUCUUCUCACAGCUCAACCUGAUUGAUUUAGCAGGGUCUGAGAGCUCUAAAACUGAAACAACAGGAUUACGGAGAAAAGAAGGAUCAUACAUAAACAAAAGUCUGCUCACACUAGGAACUGUCAUUGGAAAACUAAGUGAAGGGAAGGCAUGUCAUGUUCCUUAUCGGGACUCUAAACUUACUCGUCUACUCCAAUCAUCGCUGAGUGGACAUGGACAUGUUUCUCUCAUAUGUACUGUUACUCCUGCUUCAAGCAAUAUGGAGGAAACACAUAAUACAUUAAAGUUCGCAAGUAGGGCUAAACGUGUUGAAAUUUUUGCAUCACGCAACCAGAUAAUUGAUGAGAAGUCUCUGAUUAAGAAAUAUCAGAGGGAAAUAUCAUUUCUGAAACAAGAGCUUGAUCAGCUAAGAAGGGGGAUGCUUGUAGGUGUCAAUCAUGAAGAAGUUCUGAACUUGAGACAGCAGUUGGAAGAGGGACAAGUGAAAAUGCAAUCAAGAUUAGAAGAGGAAGAGGAAGAGAAGGCAGCUCUACUUAGUCGGAUACAGAGGCUAACUAAACUGAUCCUUGUUUCUUCAAAGAAUUCAAUUCCAGGUUAUUUGGGUGAUGUUGCUGCUCAACAAAGGAGUCCUGCUUCUGAAGAUGAUAAAAUGGACAGUUCUAUGGUCACAGAUAGCGAGAAUCAGAAAGACCCUUCGUCAGAUAGUUCUGAUUUAAAACACAAAAGAUCCUCUAGCAAGUUGAAUGAUGAUAUAUCACAGGCUGGAAGUGCAGUUACUGAAUUGAUGGAGAUGGGUGAACUUCUCGGUGGUUCUUCCUGUGGUUCAAAGCUGCCCAUAGAAGGUAUCUCAAUGUCAGAUGAAAUGGACCUCCUGGCUGAGCAAGUUAAGAUGCUUAGCGGAGAGAUUGCAUUCAGCAGUAGUACAUUGAAGCGGUUGAUGGAGCAAUCUGAAAAUGAUCCCGAGAGUUCAAAAAAUCAAAUUGAAAAUUUAGAGCGUGAAAUCCAAGAAAAGAGAAAUCAAAUGAGGAUCCUGGAACAACGCAUUGUUGAAAACGGUGAAGCAUCAGUUUCUAAAGCAUCAUUAGUUGAAAUGCAGCAGACUCUGAUGAAAUUGAUGACACAGUAUAGUCAGACGGGCUUUGAGCUUGAGAUAAAAUCAGCGGACAAUCGGAUUCUUCAGGAGGAGCUGCAAAACAAGUGUUCAGAGAACAAGGAACUGCAGGAAAAGAUAUAUCAUCUUGAGCAGCAGCUGGUUGCCGUCAAGGCUAAAAAGUCAUACCCAUCAUCGGAACAACGUGUAUCUGCCGAAUAUGUUGAUGAACUUAGAAAGAAAAUUCAGACCCAGGAUAUUGAGAAUGGUAAAUUAAAGCUAGAACAUGUCCAGAUCGUAGAAGAAAAUAGUGGGUUACAUGUACAGAACCAGAAGUUGUCCGAGGAAGCGUUGUAUGCAAAAGAAUUAGCAUCUGCUGCGGCUGUUGAACUUAAAAACUUAGCUGGUGAAGUCACAAAGCUCUCGAUACAGAACACAAAACUAGAGAAGGAGUUGUUGGCUGCUCGAGAGAUGUUGAAUUCUCAAAGUUCUGUUGCACAAAUUGGUAAUGUUGGAAGCCGAAAGCAUGGUGAAAACCUACGACCAGGGUGUAGAGGAGGUCGCAACUCGGCCAGAGGAAGUGAAAUUUCGGGAGCAAUUCAUGAUGACUUUGACACAUGGGCCCUAGAUCCUGAAAAUUUGAAGAUGGAGUUGCAGGCCAGAAAACAGUGGGAGGCAGCUCUGGAGGCUGUCUUGGCUGAGAAGGAAGUUGUGGAAGAUGAGUACAGGAAAAAGGUUGAAGAGGGAAAGAAAAGGGAGGCAGCCUUGGAAAAUGAUUUAGCAAAUAUGUGGGUGCUUGUUGCUCAGCUGAAGAAAGACUCUGGUGCUAGGCAAGAUUCAAAGCUGGCAGCUGAAAGGCAGAAUGUAGAAAAUAGUCUGAAUAAUGUUAAAAUCAAUGAUAUCAACCACAAGGAGCCUAUCUUGGCUGAUAGCCUAGCUGUGAAUCAUACAAAUGCCAUUGCUGAGGCUCCCAAGCAAGAACCACUUGUUGCCCGCUUGAAGGCCCGAAUGCAGGAGAUGAAGGAAAAGGAACAUAGGUACUCGGGAAACGGUGAUGCAAAUUCACAUGUAUGUAAAGUGUGUUUUGAAUCACCCACUGCUGCAAUGCUUCUUCCAUGCCGCCAUUUUUGCUUGUGCAAGUCUUGUUCCCUUGCUUGCUUCGAGUGUCCCAUUUGUCGGACAAAAAUUGUGGAUAGGAUUUUUGCUUUUACUUGAUAUUGUUUUUUGAGCUCAUGAUUAUGGUGAAGAGAAAGGAUAUCAUUGUCUACUCAUCAUUUCAGCGACAUUCUUUAAUUAGUUCACCCCUAUAUGUUGUAACCUUAUAAUGAUAUAUCAUUUAUCCCUGUUACUUCACAAACUGUAAAAUAAGACCCGACAAAGAACUGGAGGAAAGAAAGAGGAGAGGAUGUAAAUGAGUGUAAAAUCUGAAGGUUCCAGGGAGUUGCUGUGGCAUAUUUAUUUUGAUUUCUUAACCUUCAGCUCCACUGUAUAGAACAAUACAAACUACCAUAUAGUGUUCGUCUGUAUAUCUUUUCUUGGAAAAUGGUUAAAGUUUUUGGAUCUCUUUUUACUUUUCA
This is a messenger RNA of Capsicum annuum, 4023 nucleotides long. RefSeq names its product kinesin-like protein KIN-7D, mitochondrial. Lineage: Eukaryota; Viridiplantae; Streptophyta; Magnoliopsida; Solanales; Solanaceae. The transcript has 25 exons. The coding region runs from base 383 to 3661 and encodes 1092 amino acids. Gene Ontology annotation, molecular function: microtubule binding; microtubule motor activity; ATP binding. Gene Ontology annotation, biological process: microtubule-based movement. The record is from RefSeq and is a predicted model, not a curated record.